GGCCAACUACCAUUCUCCAAACCUAUCCCUCCCUAUAAAUUCGAAACCCUAAUUCCCUCAAAUUCCCAAAUCAAAAUUUCUUCCACAUUCAGCCAUUUCUCUGUUUUUUUUUUUCUGCUCAAGCAGUUCAUCAGCAAUGGGGUUUCGUCUUCCGUCGUCAUUGAUUCCUCAGGCAAAGCAAUUGCUAAGGAGGAGUUCGGGAAAUCCAUCGGCGGUCCCGAAAGGUCAUGUGGCGGUGUACGUCGGAGAGUUACAGAGGAAGCGAUUUGUGAUUCCGAUAUCGUAUUUGAAUCAUCUUUCGUUUCAACAGUUGUUGAAUCGAGCAGAGGAAGAGUUUGGAUUUGAUCAUCCAGAAGGAGGUUUGACGAUUCCUUGUGGAGAAGAUGCGUUCAUCGAUCUCACUUCUAGAUUGCAAGCUUGUUAAAUCCAUGAAGAAGAAGAAUUAGGAUGAUUCUCGAUUUUUGCCUUUGGCCUCUUCUUCUUCUUCUUUUUUUUUUUGUUUUUGAAUGGAGAUCCUUCAUUGUUGUUGAUGAUGAUUUUUGCAUUCUGACUGAUGUUAGAAUGUUGAUGGAACCCAAUUACAUUGCCUUUGGGUGUUGUAAUGAGCGGUGUUGGAAUGGUGAAUUUUUUUCACCAGAAAUUGUAAUGCAAAUACAACUUUUCUGUAUCAUUGGAUCUUGUUUAUGUUCUUCUCUCAUGAAUUAGAAUUAUACUUCAAAAAUUUACUGUUGGAUCCAAAAUCAGUAUUGAGUUUGAAAAUCUUUGGCCUAGUUGGCAAUUCCAGUUUUGUUUUCCGGUCGUAUGAACCAAAAUUUAAAAUAUAGAUGUCGGAAAUAUCCCUAAAAUAUGGAGGUGAAUCUAUAUUUCUAGAAAAAUUAUAGAAAAACAAAAAAUAAAUUUAAAUUCAUAAAUAAACAAUCGGUAAAUUUGGAUAGAAAAAUACAUUUGAUAGACUUGUAUUGGUUAUGCCAUAAAUUUCUAUUUGACCUAAGACCCAAGUGGUUGCUGGACCGAGAUUGGACGGAAGAAGAAGAGUAGAAAAUAGUUUCUUUUAUUUUUCUAUUUUUGAAAAUCUCCUGAACAUUUUAUUAUUUUUAAAUAAGUAAAUGAUGCUUGUUUUUUGUGUUUCGUGUAUUUUUGGAUGAUUUAAUGAAAAUAUUGAUUAACUUUUCAUAUCAACGUCGAACCCAGAAACGUGGAAAUAUUUCGAUGAAAAUUUAAUACUAUAGUUAAAAAACAAUAUUUUUUUGUCAAGGGAGU
This is a messenger RNA of Benincasa hispida (wax gourd), 1260 nucleotides long. Its product is annotated as auxin-responsive protein SAUR24-like. The record is from RefSeq and is a predicted model, not a curated record. Gene Ontology annotation, biological process: response to auxin. NCBI's taxonomy places the organism in Eukaryota, Viridiplantae, Streptophyta, Magnoliopsida, Cucurbitales, Cucurbitaceae.